AUGCCUGGCCCAUGGAGAAUUUCUUCGGCACAGGAUGAGCUAAAAAUAUGGACUGAUCUCCUCCUGCUCCGUCGACGCUAUGCUUUGGUGAAGAGGACCCCAGCAGCGGACAAGGCGGCCAGAAGAGAAGAGGCAGUCCUGCUCCCAUCUCAGGCCCGCCGAAGCGACUUCGCCACGACGGUCAAGAUGACGCUGAUCAUAGCGUUGUCCUGUUCAACAAUCACAUCAGUGGCCCAAGACAAACUCACAGUUGUCGACGCAUAUUACCCACUACUCGACCCCAAGCCGGGAGAAGUCUUCACCAUCAGCUCCUGCGCCGGCAAUAAAGAGCUUCCACCCGCACCCGCUCCAACUUCAUGUACGUCGGAGAAUUACUCGCUCACGCAUCUUCGAGACAUCGUCAUCAACAGAGGCCUGGCCUCAAAUCCUCACGAUCAGCUAUGCACGGGGGGAUCAUCUUGUGCUUCCAAAGACCCAACGCAAGCUCGAAUCAUGGAGGCAUGGCAUGACGAGGUCAAGGAGGUACGAAACGGGCUGGCAAGCGCCGGAAUCGAGUCGGUAGUAAGGGAUACCUUGGCCUCGGCGGCACUGGAAAGAGCUACCGCCCAGAGCAUCCUUGAGAUUGUUGAGGAGAAGCACACUCAAAGUAUGUUUACCAAGAGUAUGAUUACGACAUAG
Messenger RNA from Hirsutella rhossiliensis, 678 nucleotides. RefSeq lists its product as uncharacterized. The record is from RefSeq and is a predicted model, not a curated record. The transcript has 4 exons. Lineage: Eukaryota; Fungi; Ascomycota; Sordariomycetes; Hypocreales; Ophiocordycipitaceae. Bases 1 to 678 code for a protein of 225 amino acids.